Messenger RNA from Thalassophryne amazonica, 1644 nucleotides. It is a transcript of the gene trmt10a, whose product is annotated as tRNA methyltransferase 10A. Bases 113 to 1009 code for a protein of 298 amino acids. Gene Ontology annotation, molecular function: tRNA binding. NCBI's taxonomy places the organism in Eukaryota, Metazoa, Chordata, Actinopteri, Batrachoidiformes, Batrachoididae. Gene Ontology annotation, biological process: tRNA N1-guanine methylation. Gene Ontology annotation, cellular component: nucleoplasm; nucleus; cytosol. The record is from RefSeq and is a predicted model, not a curated record. The transcript has 7 exons.
GCAGCCCCGUGCGGUUGGAUAAAUUCGAGUUUGUCUUCCUGAGGACGUGAAUUAACCUUAAAGUGGACACUUUGUCCGUGCGGCCAGCGGCAAGCUGUGUUUAUCUGCACAAAUGUCUGAUGAUCAAGACAAAAGCAAGGCUUCGUCCCUCAAAGAAGACAAAGACAGAGACGAAAAACACGAAGUCCAAAGUGUGUCCAAAAGACAGAAAAAGAAGCUGCUCCGGCAGCAGAAGUGGGAAGAAGAAAGAGAGCAACGAAAGCAGAAGCGAAAGGAGAGGAAGCAGCAGCGGCGGCUGCAGAAGCAGAUCCAUGCAGAGGCGGAAGGAGAAUCCCAGAGUGUCAGGAAGAGACCGCACCGGGACGUGACGCCCAGUUCACUCAGGCUCGUGGUCGACUGCAGCUUUGACAGUCUCAUGCUCCUCAAGGAUGUCCGGAAGCUUCACAAGCAGAUCCAGCGGUGUUAUGCCGAGAACAGACGAGCUUUACAUCCGGUGCAGUUCUUCCUGACCAGCUUUGGAGGACAGCUGAAAGACAUCAUGGAUGAAAAUGACAAAGGAUGGGUCAACUGGAAGGACAUUAACAUUCGGACAGAACAUUACAGUGAAGUCGUGGCUAAAGGAGAGCUGGUUUACCUGACCUCAGACUCCCCAAACGUGCUGACGGAGCUGGACCAAAGUAAGGCCUACGUGAUCGGCGGCCUGGUGGACCACAACCACCUGAAGGGAGUGACCUUUGAGAAGGCGAAGGAGCUGGGCAUCGAACACGCUCAGCUUCCUCUGAGCAGCUUUGUCAAGAUGAACAGUCGCAAAGUCCUGGCGGUGAACCACGUGUUCGAGAUCGUCCUGGCGUACUUGGAGAAGGGCAGCUGGCAGGACGCCUUCUUCACCGUCCUGCCCCCGAGGAAAGGGGCAGUGGCCAUCGACCCGGACAGAACCAACGCUGGCAACGAGGAUUCCGACUCUGAUCCGGGCACGCCGGAGCAACCGCAGGGAAAACUGCAGAAUUAGCCCGAAGAGGAAAAGAGGAACUGACGUGGGACAGCAGAGACUCGGAGGGGUUUUGUUUUUUCUUUAAUUUUUUUUUAAUGCGGAUAUUUAUUAAGAUUUUUAUUUGUGCCUCUUGAAGCAGAGCUAAGUUGGACUGAUGACGUAAGAAGAAAGUUUCCUUUGGUGGGAAGCAGAGCUCAGGCGUGCAGGAGGACAAACUGUCCCUCUGGUUUUUGUUUUGGACUGAGAUGCGACACCGAGCUCCUUCAAAUAAAUGUUAAAAUAAAAUAAAACGCCAUCUCCAUGGUUACAGCUUCUCUGGGUUUGAACGCGUUGUCAUUGUUUCCUCAUCGCUGAACGUUUCUGAUUCUUAAAUCGCUCACGGGGUCAUUCCAGGUCAACUCGCCCGAGCUGUUUUUUCUUUCUUUCUUUUUUCAGCGCUAGAACCUCGAGAGGUCGACAUGUUUUGACACCAGCUUGAAUCUGAUCGCAGCCUGAGUUCCGAUGGAGUUACUGGUGGUGAUUUUUGGCUGAACGUGCUGCGUGUUCUCGCCCGGCGCUCCGAGGACGUCACGGCGCCCAGGGUCACAGACCAAAUGGUCCCCCCAAAAAAUGGGUCCCCCUGCCUUCACUGCACGUGCGUCAUCAGCCGCGGU